Messenger RNA from Hypoxylon fragiforme, 771 nucleotides. Its product is annotated as cytochrome P450. The record is from RefSeq and is a predicted model, not a curated record. NCBI's taxonomy places the organism in Eukaryota, Fungi, Ascomycota, Sordariomycetes, Xylariales, Hypoxylaceae. The coding region runs from base 1 to 771 and encodes 256 amino acids. Gene Ontology annotation, molecular function: monooxygenase activity; heme binding; oxidoreductase activity, acting on paired donors, with incorporation or reduction of molecular oxygen. The transcript is spliced from 5 exons.
AUGGAUAUCAUUUCGAAGAUCGCCCUGGGGCAAGAGCUUGAGUGUGUUGCUAAUCCAUACUUUCACAAUGAGUUUUCUAGCCAUCUCGAGGCAUCCUUCAAAAUAGGUUGGACAGUUACAGCAUUUCCAAUGCUUUUCUUUUCGGCAUUCGCGUUAAGAGUCCCUUCCGCAACAUCUUUCAUCCUUUUCCCGCUGCCCAUAACAAUUCUAAAACGUACCCAAGAGUCUGCCCCCAGCAUCCAUAGCGGCGCAAGAAUACCGGUGAUUGAUAGGUUAACUGACCCAAAUAUCGUUGAGGGCUAUGUUCCACCAAGCUUAGAUGAACUAAACGGCAAGCUCGUAAUGCUAUUGACUACAGGGAAUGAUACGACUUCCAACGAUUUGAUUUUCGGCAUUUACAAGAUUUGUACCAGUCGCAUGGUGCAGCAGCGUUUGACAGAAGAGCUUAUAAAGGAAUUCCCGUCACUUGACGAGGAGAUCACUUACGAUCACGCGAGGAAACUACCCUACUUGACGGCGACAAUCAAGGAGACACUGAGACUUGGGAACCCGCUUCCAGGACGUCUCCCUAGGACGGUAUCAGCUGAAGGAUAUAGUCUGCAUGACAACUUUCUGAAGCCUGGGGUGAUCAUACACACAUCAGCUUAUGUGCUUAAUCGCCAGUCUCUUUCGACGUUUUCGGAUCGAGCCACACGACACAGCCGAUCACGAUACGGAGUGGAAGGAUCUCAUUCUAGUAGUCUACCGAAAGAAAUUCUUGGAGAAUAUUGA